Molecule: messenger RNA, 6376 nt
Organism: Labrus bergylta (ballan wrasse)
Lineage: Eukaryota; Metazoa; Chordata; Actinopteri; Labriformes; Labridae
Source: RefSeq, a predicted model, not a curated record
GUUACUUUAUGUUAGAAAUAAAAGUGUAAUAGUAUGUUAAAGUGUAAGUAAUUGUGAAAGUCAAAUCUUUCGUACUUUCAGGUUGUAAUAACCCUGUGUGUAUGUGUUUCUUUUUUUUCUUUUUUUUUUUCUUUUUUGCAUGUGUACUUCCGCGUACAAUGUUUUUUUCCCCACUGACACACGACAACUUUCGAGCAGGAAACCUAUCAGACGCUUCGCCUGUCGUUUCUCCUGUAUUCACUGCCGGGCGCCUUUGGGGCUCAGUGCUCUAACCCAGCCAUGAGCAUCAUCGGGGCUGAGGAUGAGGAUUUUGAGAACGAUCUGACUGAUGUGGCCGAUGACCAUUGCCCAGCCUUCAACUUAAUAGAAAACUUGAAGUAUCGGCCGACCCACUUGCUGGUCUUCAUGCAACAUGUCAUUCUACAGUUUGACCCUGCUCCCCUGCUGUGUUACCUUCAUGCUGAACUCUUCAAGAACCUCAGUGCCAAAGAGACCAAGAAGCAGUUUGUGGAGUUCUACAACACUUUCUUGGAUAAGGGUGCAAUUCUCAGAGUGGCCAUCUGCCCUGAGAUAUGCUAUGAACUGGACCGAACUCGUCCAGAUCUGCUCACUGAGGAAACCCAAAGGCGUUUCGCUCAUGAAAUUCAGAUUCUGCAGGCUGCAGAAGUGGCCAAACAGCUGGAAGAUUUCAGGCAGAAGAGGAUGAUGGGUAUGACCCCCAACGAGGCUGAGCUCAUUGAUGUGGACAGCCACUAUCCCACCGACCGCGUCCCCAUUGAGAUGAAGGAGAAGUCUGUGGCUGAGAACCUGCUGGAUAAGAUGUCUGAAACACAACCCUCUAUCGUCUCAGACGAGGAAAAAUGCCAAUCCAUCUUUGCAGCAGUGGUCUUUUACAUGAAGCACCUCGGUGUUAAAACCAGAGCAGUCGACAGUAAGAAAUCCAGAGGAGGCUUCUUCAGGAGGCAACUGGUAAAGAAUAAGAAGGAUGAACCCUCAAGGUCCAAGCCUAGAGGAGUGUUUCCAAUCCCCAGCUGGAUUGCAGGAAACACUGAUGUCAAACCUAAGACGGAGGCUGAAGCGGAAAAGGAGAAGGUCAAUCCAGAGCGCAAGGGUCUGGCUCCUGGCAGAGGCUCCUUGACUGACUCUGCAGCUCCCUCUAUCCCCAGCAAGAAGUCUGGUUCCAGUGCAAGCCCCGCCUCCCUGCCGGGGUUGGAGAUCAGUGACGGGUCAGGCAACAACAUCAUCACCACCAACAGUCCUAAAUCUUCACAAACCGAUGGGCUAUCAAGUAAUCGCUUGGAGCCUCCGACUCUGUCAGACGGAGGCGACGUGUCACCUGUCGGGCCGGCUGGAGGGCUGACUAUCGGGGAGACUUUUUCAACCAGCGAAACUCCUGCAGAGGAGAAUCUGGAGAAAGAGAGAAGGAAGAGUAGGAAAGUGGGGCGUAGCGAGAGUGCCCGUGUGGACCGGCACUCCUCACGGCGCCGCGGCUCUUCCCGGGCCAAGCAGUCUCGCUCUCGGAGCGAUGUGGACCUCCAGCCACCAUCUGCCACGACGACGACACCUUCACCACUUAACCCCCAGCACCUCCAUCCGAUCAAUCGAGCUGUGUCAUACCUCAGAGGGGGGGGUAGUGAAAAGGUGAAUGAUUCAAAUUCCGAUGGACUGGUUUUAAGUCCCGAAGGGCCCGGCCACUCUCCCACCAGCCCCUCCCCACAGCUGGAGGAGAUGGAGCCACGGCUCCUGGAGUUCGAGCAGGACCCGCCCAACUGGAGGGAGCUGGCCUCCCCUGAAGCCCUAUCCAGCCUCAGCAAGAAGGAGACCAAGAGGCAGGAGAUCAUCAACGAGUUGUUUGCGACUGAGCAUGCCCACAUGCGGAUGCUCAGUGUCCUGCAGAUGGUUUUCUCCAGGCCUUUGGAGAGAGAAGAGCUCCUGACCGCCACAGAGCUGGCUGCCAUCUUCCCCAGCCUGGAUGAGAUCAUUGAAAUGCACUAUAACUUCUACGAGAACCUGAAGGAAAUGCGUUUGAAUGACAACUUUGUAGUUAAAUCCAUCAGCACCACAAUGCUCAACAGAUUUGGAGGCCCAGAGGGGGAGUGGUUCCAGAAACUGACAGCCCGUUUCUGCAGUCACCAGUCGUGGGCCUUGGACCAGAUCAAGAGCAGGCGGAAGAGGGACCCACGCUUCAACUCCUUCAUACAGGAGGCAGAGAGUAAGCCCCAGUGCCGCAGGCUGCAGCUCAAGGACAUCAUUCCCAUCGAGAUGCAGAGACUGACCAAAUACCCGUUGCUGUUGGACAAUAUUGCGAAGAACACAGAGAACUCAAUGGAGAAGGAGAGGAUCCAGCAGAGCGCAGAGUGCUGCAAAAAGAUCCUCAACCACGUCAACGAGGAGGUCAAAGUGAUGGAGAACCUAUUGACUCUGAAGGACUACCAGCGUAGAUUGGACACAUCAGGGCUCAAACCCAGUAAUGAGCUUUAUACUGAAUAUAAGAACGUCGACCUGACCCAGAAGAAGAUGCUUUAUGAAGGUCCUCUGACCUGGAGAGUCACAAAGGAAAAGGCACUUGAGGUGCAGUGCGUGUUGCUCGGGGAUCUGCUGGUGCUUCUGCAGAGACAGGAUGAUAAGAUGGUCCUCAAAUGUCAGAGCAAGAGCAACAUCGCCAUUCAGGAGGGAAAGCAGAUGCUGAGCCCCAUUAUCAAGCUGGACUCAGUCUUCCUUCGAGAGGUGGCCACAGAUCGAAAGGCCUUCUAUGUCAUAUUCACUUGGGACAGCGGGGCUCAGAUCUAUGAACUGGUGGCUCAGUCGCUUGCAGAGAGAAAGAUCUGGACUGAUGUGAUUAAGACAGCAGUGGAUGAUCUGAAGAAGAGCGGAACACCCUUAAAGUUGACGCUGCCUCCUGGAAGCGGAGGACCUCCCUUCAGUCCUUUCUCACUGACUGCCCCUUUGAGCCCGACGGAGAAUGGAGGUUUGAAAAGCAGCAGUGAUCAAGAUAAGGACAGCUUGACAGAUGAUAAGUCCUUAGACCCCCGGCACAGGCUGAUCGAUUUCCUGUCGGACAAAGGCUUCGACUUGAUCGGCCACUCAAACAGCGAUCAGGAGAAGGUGGCUAACAAUGCUUUGGAUGAAGUCAUGUUGCUGAAAAGGCUGUUGAUCGGCAGCAUCAGCCUAUCAGAAGACUCGCAGCCUGAUGAAGAAAACGCAGAGGACCAAUCAGAGCGGACCAGCCAAGAAACAGAUGGCUCUCUGUCAACAGAAGACGGCCAAACCACAGACAGGGCAGCGCAGGAGGAGGACGAGAACGAUAACUUGUGUGAAAAAGAAGGUGCAGGGAUGAAGGGAGAGGAGGAGAAGAGCAUCAGCGCGCCCCUGGUGCUGUCCCAGGAGAGGAUGGAAGAAGUGUGCAGGAGGCUCCACAGUCUGCAGGAACAACUAAAUAGACUACAGACUGUAGAGGAGGAGCACCACAGACUGCAGGAGGCCCUUUCCAAGUUCUCUCUGGAGGGGGGAAACUUCCAGUAAGACACCACCACGCCACCUGCUGGCCUUAAGAUUUGUACUGAUGCUGGUUUGAAGUGCAAGAGUUCCUUUCAAUGGCUCUACCUGGAAAAUCCUAAAUCCUCACACCUGGACCUUUUGCUGCCUAAGAGGGGCUUUUGUGCACAGUGCAGUGGUUCAGUGAUGAAUCAUGGGAGGUGUGUGCAGGCGUAAGUGCGGAUGUUUGUGUGCAUUCUUAAUAGAGUGGUACACAUACAAACGGGACCUCCUGCUUUUGAGCGGGGGGUUGUUUUUGUGGAUGGGUGCCAAGAAAACAAAAAAACUAAAGCAAUAUAUUUUUUUGCAGUGAGGAGAGAUGCUGCCUAACAAGAAUCUUGAUUGUGAUCUGCUGUAACACACAUACGCACACCAGAGACACGCAUGCCAGAAAAUAAAUUACAUUAUUGCCAAAAGUAGAUGUACAAAAGAUGAGAAAUGAGCUGUAACCAGGUGGAGCCUUAAAGGGCCAAUGUAGCGUUUGACGAUUUAUUGAAACUACUACUGCUGAUAUCUAGUGUUAUUUCUAGUUCAUGCCAAAGCACCACAGAGAUGCACUUUGUUCAAACUAAAACAAGUCGACACCCGCACUGUUUUUUCAACAUUUACUUUAUUGCUCUCUAUUCAAUACAGUCUGGGCUUCAUGUAAGCAGCCCGCAUUAUUUAGAAGAUUUCAUUCAUGAAAGUGUGUGUAUGUGUGUUACAAAGUUUUUAACUGCUUGUUUGGAGGGUUCUUAUUGUUCUAAGGUCAAAUAGAAACAUUUAUAAAUAGUGGCACUAUAGGUAAUCAGUGCUGUCAGUAAUGGAGAUUUGUUUUUAUUUAUUCCUCUGUCGGGUCUGUGUUGCCUCACCUGAGUGAAACUGUUACAGCACUGGGCCAAAGGAAGAUGGAGAAGUGAGACGGAGAAAAGAAAAUACAUAUGAGAAGGUGAACUGAUAAUGUGUACAUUAGAUGGAGGUAGAGAGAGAAGGGGAGCGAUGAUGGGAUUGGGAGCGAAUUCAGAGAGAGGUUGGGUUGUUGCUUUGGUUCAUUUGAAACUAGUUUGGACACGAAAACCUGAAAAUAGGAUUUGCAUUCACUGGACUGGAGUAAACAUAGACACACACAGAAAAGUACUCACAAAAGUCUCUUAAUGUUGGCUGUCUACUUUCCCCACUCAAGGUUUACAUCCCCACGAUCCAAACCACAGACAUAAUACAUCACAUAAUAUGACUAUAGAGUCACAGUAGAAAAACAGAUUUUCUUCCCCUUGUUGCAGCAUUUGCAUCAAAAUAGAGCCCUGUCUGCCUUUGUUUUUUAUUCAGAUUGAUUGUACUUGUGAUUAUGAUAGUGGCAUGACUGUGUCUGUGCACACAGGACCAAAGACGUAACAAAGAUCCUCAGACCAGCUGUUAUUGUCUCGCUUGAACUAUGUAGUGACACGAUGCUGCCAAAAUCCCCCAAAACUCCAACAUGUGGUCAAUGAAGUGAAGGGAUUCAAAAAAGUGUGUAAAAGAAUAAUUCAUUGGCUGUCGUUAAAAUGAUCUGGUUUUCAACUCUUGGAUAAAUGUAGAAAUUACAGAGAUGACGAUUGUCAGACGUCCCAAGCCCUAUGACCAAACCAAAACCAAAUGUAUAGUUCUGUCAUUCCCCGCAUGGGAAAUGGUUCCAGCAGUAUAAACAAAAAGGACAGGACUACAAGACAGUGAAGUCAGACGAGGGUACAAAGGAAACUGAAAGUUUGGAGGAAGGAAAACAGCAGUCUCGUUCCAAAGUUCCCCUCAGCAGUUCUGUAAUCAUGAUCACUUCCUGAUAUGCAUUCUCAUCCCCCUUUCACCUUACUGAAUCUCAGUAUGAAAUUAUGCAAAUCGUUUAGUUCCAUAAUUCCUUUGACGGUCACAAGUUAAUCAUAACAGCUUGUGUUAUAGCAUCGCUGCAGUCUCUUCCUGUGUCUUCCUCUUGAUGUUGAAGAAAAACAAAAUGUUUAAAAAAAAAAGUAACAAUUAUCACCCCUAUUUUCUUUUAAUAAAGCUAAUUAGCGGCACAUCUUGAUAAGACCCUCACCUGUGACUGCAUGAUCACCUCAUUCUUCACUGUCCAUAUGUUGUUGCAUAUUUCAUUUGAUUUACUUUUCCGGGCCCAUGAGGUUUUUGUUACUGUUUCCAAAACAAGCUUUUGUAAUUAUGUACUGUGUAUUUGCCCAUUGUGAAGAGAGAGGAGAGGCUUGUCUGUAACGUUGUCUAUGAACCAAUGAAAUUAACAGAAAUGAGUCCAGCUCCCAGUGUCCACCCGCUCUGUAUUGUGGUGAACAAGCUAACCAAUGGGAUACAUUUAAAAGACAUCAUCUCACACCAGAAAUGUAACUUACAGGCAAUUCUAGCUCUCUCCUCCCUCCGGAUGCCUUUUCCUCAUGAGUUCUAAAUACAAAUACCUAGAUGUAUAGAAAUGUAUUUAUAGAGUGGCGCCUUGUUCAAACGAUCAAGUUGUUUUCUGCAUAAAGGGCUCCUGAGUCUGUAAACACAAUCAAAGUUGUUCUGGUAAGGCUGUGACUCUGACCUCUGAGUCGAGAUAUCGACCAAAAAAGCAUUGACAGGUCAACCCAGGAUUCAGAUUUUGUUUCCAAAUCCAUCAAAUCAAUAGGACUCAAGCCCUCCACCAACUCAGAAAAAGACACUGCUUAUUUUCUUUUGUUGACAUUUUGUCUAUCUAUAAACAAUGAAUAUGCAAGAACUAUACUGUGUAUUUGGCUUUUUGAUUUUUAUUGUGUAAGAUGCUCUUUAAUGAUGUACACUUCAGGAAAAUUGUGGUACGUUCUGUUUUUUAAUUCUUCAUUUUUUUUUUUAAUAAAUUGGGGAAAUAAAA